UGUGGCCAGCCUCAGACAAGAACAAGUUACAAGCGCGUGAGUGACCUGCUGCUGCACUCUAGACUCAACUCUGUCACCAUGACUUACUAAAAGGUCAUCAUACUUAAUUAAUUUAGUGUCUGAUAGAAAGGAAGAGUAAAAGAACGUUAUUCAGCAGUUCACUGUCGUGCCGACACUCACAGCAGACUCAGGAAUAGAUCACCAGUGAUACUCAUCAGUCUCGCGUUCACGCCCUCCAGGAUGCCCUCAGAAACAAUAUCCCCCGAGAUGAGAGAGGAUGUGCAAGUGGAGGAGGAGGAGGAAGACAGAGUGACCGACGGCUCCGGAACAGAGUCUGAUGGUGAGACCAACAUCAGAGAGAGGAAGACCGAGAGGAAGGGACUUCAGCGUCAGACUUCCAUCCAGCGUGAGCUUGCUGACGCCAUCGUCCGUCUGGCGCCCAUCGAGGAGCUCAAAUUCCUGCUGCAGUGUGGUGCCAAUGUGAAGGACCCCGUGACACAAGGCCUGUCACCUCUGCACUACGCCGUGUGGCAGAGAUAUCCCGAGGCUGCUGAGUUCCUAAUCAAUGAAGGAUGUGACAUAAACGCCCGGGAUGAGAUCGGCUACACCGCCCUGCACCUGUCAGCGGAGCACGGCUACACCGAGAUGAUGAAGACACUUAUCAAACACAACGCUCAGAUUAACUUCAACAUCCCUCCAGAAUUCGACGAUGAAUUCCCCACCGAUGCCCUUGACGAACCUCUGCGUCUGGCAAUCAAGCAUGACCAUCAUGACGCUGCCAAAUUGCUCCUGGAAAACGGAGCAAACCCCAACACUCGCUAUUUCUUCGGUUCAGAGAUCAAUCUCGUCAACCCACUCAACACAACACUCCUCAACCUCCUGCUGACUUACGGCGCCCAUCCCAACGCCAGGGACCGCCACGGCUUCACGCCCCUCAUGAAGUGUUGCCGCCUCCAGCAGGAGGCAUCAGAAGAGAUGGAGAACCGUGAUAACAUCUUAGGUGCAGAGAUUCUGCGCCACUUCACACAGACUCUGAGGGGUCUUGAAGCUGUACUUCUUCUCAUCUCCUUUGGAGCUGAUGUCAAUGCACGCACAGAGGCUCGACAUGAUUACAGAUCAGUUCUGCACUAUGCUGUGCUGUCAGGCUCAGUACCUAUUGUCAACCUCCUACUGAAGCAAGGGGCAAGAGUCAACUUUGAGGCAUCUUACAAUAAGCCUACGCCGCUGGACCUUGCCAUUCUCAAGGGUGACUUGGAAAUGGUACGCCUCAUCCUGGACAAUGGGGCAAACCUGGAUGCCAGCUCACCCAUUAUUGGCUCCCCAUUGCACAUGGCCUGCAGUGAGGGCAUUCCCAACAGACUGGAGAUUAUCAAACUUUUGCUAGAGAGAGGAGCAAACCCAAACAUUGUGAUUGUGGGUGAGGACAAUUCUCCCAUCAAGCCAGCACUUGGAGAGUACCUGGCAUCUAAUGAAGAGCCUGAGGUAGAGGUAGUGAACCUCUUCCUGAAGCAUGGUGCUGAGGUGGUGAUGCAGAGUCAGAGCAGAGACCCCCGAGGUAUGCUCAACUGCCUGCCCAACCUCACCAAGAGGCCUGACGUGCUCAUUCCACUUCUGGAGGCUGCCCAGCGUUUUGAUCUCAACAUCAUCAAACAUUCAUCUCUGAUAGACAAUGAUCAGAGGAAAAUAUAUUUAAAGGUGGGCCAGUCACCGCUGCCCUUGAAACACCUUGCUCGUGUGUUUCUGCGUCAGGAGCUUGGCAACAAGCUGCCUGUCAGAAUAGAUGAGCUGAAUCUUCCUGUGAUCAUGAAGAAAUACUUGUUAUAUGAAAUCAGCUAACUGGCCAGGCCCUGUUAGUUUUAAGGUAUAGUUAUUUAGGUAAUUUGUAUAAUUGUACAGAUCCAGUUUUUUUUGGUAAUAUGUAUAUAAUUAAUUUUUGUAUAUAUUUUAUCUCAACAUAGCCAUAAGGCUUCUUGAGUUGAGAGAUCAACCUGGAUAUCUUACAGUGAUUGCAUCUCAUUGCAAAGCAUGUGCCUUAGACAGGUUUGGAAAUGCUGUGCAUAUGUAUCAUACACACACUUCUUUUUUCCAUGUACAGUAUACUUGUGGUGAGAAUCAGAGAGGUUUGUAUUUAUAGAACUCCUUGUGUCUGUUUUAGUAUGUUACUUCUUCUUCUUCUUCUUCUUCUUCUUCUUCUUCUUCUUCUUCUUCUUCUUCUUCUUCUUCUUCUGUUGAUUUGCAUUUCAUUAUUGUGAUAUUUUAUGGUUCACAACCUCAGUGAUAGUACAUACUAUGAUAGUUUAUAUAUUUAUAAGAGUAGACAUCUCAGAAAUAUUCAUAUUUUUUUAAUAAACACAAAUUUUCAACAUAGAAAAUAAUGAAAUGAGAAGAAACCUAUAGUGAUUCUUCAGUUUCACAGAAUAGAAGUACUGUGAAUUAUGAAGGAUUUGUCAUGGCUGAAGAAUCUAAUAAAUAGAAAGAAAAGAUUGCUUAUAUUAAAAGCUUGUUUUAAUUUGUUGGUGCUAAGGCAGACUCUUCAUUGAUCACUUGGCAGUAUUUCAUCACAAAUCAUUUUUAGUUUUAUCAUAAUGAACACAAUUCAUUUGUGUUCAAAGCUUCUUCAAUAUAUACAUUUUGAAAUUCAUUCUACAAUUUUCUUUGUGAAAAUUAAGGCAAGCAAAGUGUUCUAGAACUAAUAUGAAGUAGAAAUAAACCCUGCCAAUUUCUACUAUUAGUACAGUAAUGAUACUGUAAUCAAAUGUGUUGCAGCUCUAGGGAAUACUGCUCAUGCUAAUUAAGUAACACAUGAUUAAGCUUCUUGUUUUGGUAGUGAAUACAUACAUGGAUAUGGUGUUAGUGAUGAUUGCCAUUAUUUUUACUGAACAUUACAUUUAUUGCACUCUAUGCAUAUUUAUUACCUGAAAUGUUUUUUGGGAGGCUUGUAUUUGUUUAUCUAAUACUGAAGUACGUAUUUGCUUUUUUUUUUAGAUACAUAAUUAUUUCUUUAUUCUUCUUAUAAGUAUUCAUUCUGCUGUAUUUGCAGAGAACAUUUUUUUAAAACUACAUAUUAUAUUAUUCAAAAAUGACUUUGUCACUCAUAAGAACCAUAUAUGCUGUUUAUUAUUAUUAUUAUUAUUAUUAUUAUUAUUAUUAUUAUUAUUAUUAUUAUUAUUUUAUUAUUAUUAUUAUUAUUAUUAUUAUUAUUAUUAUUAUUAUUAUUAUUAUUAUUAUUAUUAUUAUUAUUAUUAUUAUUAUUUCUCAUGAUAUGUAAUAGAUGUAUUUUAUUGAUAAUUGAAGAUAAUCAGGUGAGAGAUUCUUUAAUUUUUUGGAAGGAAGGAAGUAUAGGAGUGAUGAUGCAAUAUUCCUAGAAUGGCCAUGUCCUUCAUUUUCUCUGUAAUGUUAAUGAUAAUAAUUGCUGAAAUGCACUUUUUAGUUUGGAGCAUAAAACUUUGAAUUGAUGAUUAAUUCAGCUAUAUACAUCAUACACAGUACUUGAAGGUUAGGUUCCAGUGUGUCUUCAUUUGCGGGGAUUUACUAAAGCAAAUCUCACUCUGCUUUUUUACCAGUCAUGAAAUCAUAUUUUGCAUAUCAUUAAUGAUUGUAUGUAUAUAAUUGUUGAUUUUUGUAAUGGCAAUUGUACAUUAUUUUUUUAAUAUGCAUAAUCUAUUCAUUUUCUACUGUUUUAUAUUCACAUAAGUAGAAUAGGGUUAUAUUUACAGACUAAGAUUUUAUAUUUACCUAAAGUGAAUUAGAAACUUCAAAGGGAGGAUCUUUAUAGUUUUGUGACCAUGACAGUAUACAUAUGUUAUGUGGGUGCCAAAAGGAAAGCUUGAUUAUCUAAAUCUCUUGAGUUAAAGUUUCUAUAGUCAGAACAUUCUGAAUGCAUGAAAUCUUAUUUUAUAAUUGGAUGAUAUGUUAAGUAAAUCUAUUUUUUGAUGAAAUGAUAUUUCAGUGAAAUAUUAUUUUUUUCAAAUGUUUGAAACUUGCCUCCCAUUUCUGGUUAAGCUCAAUAAAAUAAUGUUGAGGA
Messenger RNA from Portunus trituberculatus (swimming crab), 4024 nucleotides. RefSeq names its product ankyrin repeat domain-containing protein 50-like. Gene Ontology annotation, molecular function: protein binding. The record is from RefSeq and is a predicted model, not a curated record. The transcript has 11 exons. Gene Ontology annotation, biological process: intracellular signal transduction. Gene Ontology annotation, cellular component: cytoplasm; nucleus. Bases 241 to 1836 code for a protein of 531 amino acids. Lineage: Eukaryota; Metazoa; Arthropoda; Malacostraca; Decapoda; Portunidae.